AGAGCGCGUUGGCUUGAUUUGAGGUAAACGGAGCGCACUUUUAUAUCUUUCGCCAGUGACUAAAUGUGCGAUAGACGGCAACGCCAAUCAUCCACGAAACCACCUCACAUCUCAUGCAAGACAUGGAAAGGAGAGGGCCUUGCGCCCCGGGAAGAACUCACGCAUCACACAAAUGGAGAAGCAACAGCUUGAAGUUCCGGUCCAGAACGUAAUCAGAAGGACGACCGACCGCUCUUUCAUAUGGUGGAUUAGGGCUGAGAGAACAGCUGGCUACCUUCGACAGAACCGAAAUUACGAUAUUGAUCUUCCGAUACUCGGAGAAAGUUUCGACCGGUAUAGGCUCUUGGUUAAAUACCAACCUCCUCUCCUACCUAUCGCAACGUUGCUUGUGAUACAAUGUUUAUGGGGGAUUAGAGAUUCUCUAGCUCGGUCAUUCCUCAGAUAUGUGGCAGAACUAAGCGAAAUCUUGCUAGGCCCAGAGCGCUCUUUCACAGGUAUUUGGCUCGCACUUGUUCCGCUGGACAAGACACAAAUAGGUUGCAGCCUAUCGGCUAUGCUUUCAGCCUACUUGGAAACGAUCGGAGCACAUGUUCAAACAAGCCACGUCAAGAUACCUCGCCAAAUCCUACUUCUAUCCGGUUCGAAUGAUUUCUGAAAAGUUCUUUUAAGAGGUGAUGGAGGGGGUGCCUGAGGCUGUUUGGAGGCAAUCUAGGCGCCUAACCUGGGACGGUAUGAUAGAUAAUUCAUAGGAAAACCGGCUUCCUCCUUUUGUCUCUCUCUUUCCUUCUCUAAGCACAGACGAUCCAUUUCUGGCUCUGACCUGUACGUAUACCC
Molecule: messenger RNA, 834 nt
Organism: Truncatella angustata
Lineage: Eukaryota; Fungi; Ascomycota; Sordariomycetes; Amphisphaeriales; Sporocadaceae
Exons: 1
Coding region: 173-655 (160 amino acids)
Source: RefSeq, a predicted model, not a curated record